Messenger RNA from Acaromyces ingoldii, 2246 nucleotides. RefSeq lists its product as hypothetical. The record is from RefSeq and is a predicted model, not a curated record. The transcript has a single exon. The coding region runs from base 59 to 1966 and encodes 635 amino acids. Lineage: Eukaryota; Fungi; Basidiomycota; Exobasidiomycetes; Exobasidiales; Cryptobasidiaceae.
CCAUCACUAAUUCCUCGUACACCCGUCUCCUUCCAGAUCGAAGUACCAGGCAGAACCGAUGACUUCGGCCCACACCGCGCUACAAUACCUUCGUGACAUGCUUCAGCACAACAUCGACGACCGGAUCUGGGAAGAGAUCGUUGAUGACGUCAACGAGAAAGAGUUAAAAAGUCCCAAGACGGCUCGCCUGGACCUGCUGAGUGGCAAGCCCCCGCUGGAAGCGACGUGCAUGCGUAUCGCCCUUCCUACUAUGGUCUACUCCAAUCGCAAGAGGAGGCGGCUCAAUGCGACUAUGUCUCUCAAAGACAAUGCCGACGACAAGUGCAACUGUGGCAGUUGUCGCCGUGACAGCGGAAGCGAUGCAAGCUAUUCCGCCUCUGGCUCGUCGUGGGGAAAAGGCAACAGCGAUGGCAGUGCCAGUGAUGGCUACGGCUCCAACAACAGCACAGGGUCGCUCCACCAACAACUGCAAGGUUUCGGCCUCACGGAUGGGCAAAACCAGAGCCUCUCAAGAUCACCUCAGAGUGUGGACAAUCGAGCGUCGGUCACAGAGCACGUGCGCAGCGCCGCCAGACUCUACGGCACCUGGGUCUGGGACGAGGAGCAAGAGAGGUCCUACUUGCCCGACGAGGAAGAGGGCAUUGGAUCCGGCCUUCAGCAGACCUCGCCAAUGGCGGCAGACGGUUCUGAGCUGCCGUCUGUGGCAAGCGAGGACCAAGUAGCAGCAGCGCAACGAACGCUGGCAGACUUGACAACAAAGGAGAAAGAAGUCAGAGAUUCUCAAUCAUCGAAGAGUCGACCGUCGACGGUGUGCAACAUAUGCCUGCGAGAUGAUUGCGGCAGACAGUAUCUGUGUAAAGGCGACCUUAGCCGGCAGUAUAUCCUCCAUCGCCUCGCAGCGUCUCCAUGCGGCGCUCUGUGGACGCGGCACGAUCGCCUCGACAGAGCGAGUCAGAUCCUGGCCGCUCUUGGGCACCAAUCCCCAAUCCUUUGCUCGCUCAACAAACUUCGACACCCCCAAAUAGAAGCGGCGGCCUCGGCUCUUGUCUUCUUGGUCUCUUUCGGGCGUGCCGGCUAUUCGGACAAGGAACUAUUCCAGAUCAUACAAGAUUACACCCACCCCUGGGAAUGGGACGAGGCCCGCACUAUGCCCGACCAUCUGCACACAGACGACGACGGGCGACUGCACUCACAGAGGCAGGCUUCAAGUACGACCGAGUCCGACAAAGCGGAGAUGAUGUCCUACAUCACAUUGUUUUCGAUGAGCAGCGACGCCCACCUGGAACUUCGUAGAGCAUGCCUUUACAUUGCCCAAGUCGUAUCCAGCCCGGCUGCCUCUGCCUUUCGACAAGACUUGCCCUUUCACGUCCCUCGUCACGAUUACGUCAACCGCCGAGCGGUCUUGCGCGAAAACAUGUGGGCCGAACGGGGCAAUUCGGGUCUGUUGCUCCUCCAGGAUUUCGCCUCCUGUGACAGUUAUGACGUCCCUGGUCUGCUCUCCCUCCAGCUUUAUUCGUUUACGCUCUUUGCCGACAGCGGCACCUCCACGUCAGGGUCGCAAUACAGCAAGUUUGCACACCAGACGAGAGCCCUGCGGUGGACUGACAUUCUCCGGCUGCUUCUCGGACUAGCGCUCGACAAAGCAUCGCUUACCGCCGACGACAAUGUUAGUCAUCGGCGUACCGUUCCCUUUCUCAUCCCCAUCUGCUAUGGCGACCUGGUCUGGCUCGAUUAUGUCCGCCACACAUUUGGUCGAGGGCACGCGAUCCACUGGGCUCAGGACAGCAUGUGCGGCACAGCAAACGACAUAUUCACGGCAGCAUGUACAGUAGCCGUCUUCCCUUCUCCCGGUCAGUUUGUGUAUACGUCCACCGUCGCCAACCUCACGGAACUAGAUAGCACAGCACUAUUUGGCCGUCUGACGUCUCAUUGUGGGCAAUAUACGUACCGUCGAGAGCAAUGCUGACCCAUGUUCACAACGUGACAAGCUGGUGCAAAGCCGCAAUGCAUGCGUUGGGAGCUCAGACUGUCUUUUCCUACUCUCAGUCAAGCCAGAAGCCCACACAAAGGUCGCCUAUUAACGCCACAACAAGCGACGGUAACCAGGGUGGGCUGCUCGCCGAGCCCGGUCUCAAGGUCCGUAUGUGUCGCUGGCAGGAAGCGUGGGGUUCGAGGGCAUCACCUGCCGUGCGAGGAGGGCGCUUCAAUUGCAGAUCGCCCUCACCUUUUAGGCCUGCACGGGGAAU